This is a messenger RNA of Drosophila serrata, 1296 nucleotides long. RefSeq lists its product as uncharacterized. The record is from RefSeq and is a predicted model, not a curated record. Lineage: Eukaryota; Metazoa; Arthropoda; Insecta; Diptera; Drosophilidae.
AAGACAAGUGCAAAGCGGAGUUGCUUCAUACGCAUACAAACAAACACACGCACACCUGCAGGCGAACUCCAAGAGAGCAACACAAACACCAACAGGAGCUGGAACGACACGACGACGACGACGACCAGCUGUUGUAGCGACAUAGCGGUACAAUUCGCCAUUUCUGCGCGAUCCGACGAUACUAGCACUGGCAGUAGUGCCAGCACAGGUGAGCCACCGCCACCGCCGCCGCCUGACGCCACAUACAACGACGCAGUGCGUCGGAUAAGGAGCGCCCAUAGCUGUGAGCAGCUGCGACACCUAGUCCAGCGUCAGCUAGAGCGCCAUCGCUUACCGUGGCGGAGCAACACAAGCGGCAACAAUGAUGAGGCCCUGGCCAACGAGCUCCGAGGAAGCCAAAGCAGCGACCACGCCGAUUAUAAGCUAAAUAUUCAUAAGAGCAGCGGGGAAAGCCCACAACGGCGGCAGCUACAAGGUGCGAGUGGAAGAGCGGAGCAAGUGCAGGUGGACUUCUACGCUUAUCUGCAGCUGGCCAGCGGCUAUUACGAGCGUGGCUUACAGGCCGACCUCAAGUAUCUGCAAUCGAUUGGCCAGCAGCAGCAGCACAAGCAGCAGCAGCGUCGUUGUAAUGCAAUAAAGCCAUUGGACAAAGACCUCAGCCACCUCUCCCAGCGCAGCGAGAGUCCCGUCCAGAGGCUAACCGGGCGUCUGGUGACGCUGCUCAAGAGUUUGCGACGCAAGGCGGAGAAUCAGAAGCGGCCAAGUCAUCCAGAAAUUAGGGUAGACAUAAGGUCAGUCAAGCGGGAGCAGCAGCAGCAGCAGGAUCAAGACACGGACGUGGAAGAGGAACAAGAGCCAGAGCAAGAGCAAGAGCAGGAGCAGGAAGCAGAGGAGGAGGAGGAGGAGGAGCUAGAGGAGCUGGAUAGCAUGUGCGAUUACUAUGCCCCAGCAGCAGCAGCUACAACAGAAGCAACCGAAGGCCUAGAGGGCCCCUCAAGAGCCAGUGUAGUAGCCAGCGUGGCCACAACCGCUCAUCAGCGACGUCUGUACGAGAUUAUUGACAACCUAAGUCACCUAAGCAUUGCUGGUGAUACAACAGCAGCAGGAGGAGUCGGCGGCGGAGGCGGAGGUGGUACCGGCAGCCGAAGACAACAUCUGCAGCUAACAUUGCCACAGAUCACGCUCACCGAUUGCUCGACGACGGCCCAACAGGUGGCUUUAUAUAGCAACAGCAUAACCCUGCAAAUGAUGCCCAACAAUGAGGCGAGAGCCACAUAGAAUCAGCAGAGCAAUCGA